This is a messenger RNA of Saprolegnia diclina VS20, 1057 nucleotides long. RefSeq lists its product as hypothetical. The coding region runs from base 129 to 1013 and encodes 294 amino acids. The transcript is spliced from 2 exons. NCBI's taxonomy places the organism in Eukaryota, Oomycota, Saprolegniomycetes, Saprolegniales, Saprolegniaceae. The record is from RefSeq and is a predicted model, not a curated record.
UUCGAGCCUAAAUUGGAUCCACCGUGCCAGCAUGGAGCGGUGGCGCGUCGAGCCGCCCAAGCCGGCGGCGCCGUGGAAGCGGAAGGAUCGCGUAGCGCCGGUUGCAGACACUGACGCGACGCUGCACGAUGUCCUGGCGCACUACGCAGCUCGCUUGCCGCACGACGCCAGGUCCCUCGUCGUUUCUGGACGGCAAUGUACAAACUCGGUGUGGUAGGUCCUCCGAAAGCCGCGUCGAUUCGCUCUGCACGCAGUUUGUACAGCCACAAAACGGUGGACUCCCACCGCAGCUCAGCACGGCGCUCGCAUUGGAGUUGGCCACGACGAUGUUGCGAAGAGCGCUUCCCGCGUCCUCGCCACUCGCCGAUGUCGUGACACAGACACUGCUCCACGCCGUGUACAAAGACUACGACCCGCAGAAAGACCUGCUCGACAACUGUCGGUUCGCCGAUGCGGACCUGCCCGCGCUAGAUGAGGACGCGGCGCCCGAAGUCGACGACGACGCCAAUGCAUGUACAAAGCCAACGUCGGCGGUCGACUACGGCGCGCUCGCCAAGCUCUGGAACGACCUCGUGGCAGGCGAUCGCGGUGGUGACGCUGGCGUCGCAUGUCUCGUAAGCUGUAUUCAAACGCUACCCGACGCUCACCAGCGCAACAUCGUCGAGCGCGUCGCUGCCGAGCUGCGCCCCGUCGCCCCCGACCCGUGUGUCGAGCGGGACGAGACGACGCUGAGGAUACGAGCCGACCAAGAAAACGGUGAUGACGACGGCGACGAGGAAGACGACGAAGUGUUCUUUGAGCAGUUGGUACACGACCUGCGCGAGAUCUACAACCUCUUGGACGCCUACGACCCCCGUGCCCAGCGCAGUGCGCGCUACAAGCUCCACGUACUUUUAUCGGGUACGCUUGGCCUUCCGCCCGACGAGCGCGGCCAACCAGACGCGCGGGAACGCAUGGCGCAGAUCGUCGGCGACCUCGACGCGGAGACGCGUGCGCGCUUGCUCUUAUUGUAAUAGCUCCUAUUUAUUAUUACGACGCCAAUUCCACUAUGGUGCCA